UGUCACAUGUGACGUAUAUUGUGAACGAAUGUCAUUAAGAACAGACUUGACAUUUGAUAGUUUUUCCUUUUCAGUAGCUGCUUUAUCUGGCGUCGGACGUAUUUCGAAACUGUUCCAGCACUUUACCUUAAACAUGGAUCCAAAUAAUGCUCAAAACCCAAUCAGAAAUGCUAACGACGGUCCACCGGCUGGCGAAGUCGAUCCAAAUAUAAGAAAUUUGCGCGAAAUGCACAAUGGAAGGUUACCAGCUGUUCGUGUUCGAAUGCCAAGAGAAAUUCCAGUGAAAUAUCGUAAUGGCUUUGCAACGGCAGCAGAGUUGGAGAGGGCUAACUUGCCACAACCGCGCCAAGCCGCUGAAGAAGAAGAACAUUAAAAACAAAAUUUAAAAGCAAAUUAAUAAAAUGUGUUUAUGUUAAUAUGCGGCAAAUCCUACAACUACAAGUCCUACAGGCACAUAAGUUACUGGUUAGAUGGUAGUAAACACUUAUGAAGACAUCGUUUGCAAAGCUUCAACAAUUUGAUGGAACACCGAAUUAUCUAAAUACCAUAAAAAAUAAAUUAUAACCAUUAUUAAUAUCUAUGUUGUUAAGGAAAGCCGUACACCUACAUAAACUAUUUUUAUUAAAUAAUGCGUACAUAAACCAAA
Teleopsis dalmanni is the source of this 646-nucleotide messenger RNA. RefSeq lists its product as uncharacterized. The record is from RefSeq and is a predicted model, not a curated record. The transcript has 3 exons. NCBI's taxonomy places the organism in Eukaryota, Metazoa, Arthropoda, Insecta, Diptera, Diopsidae. Bases 29 to 373 code for a protein of 114 amino acids.